AUGUGUGAAGUUCUUCAAUGUAGAGACAUUGAAAAACUGAUCAAGAAACGCAAGAGUGUGGAUGAAUCACCAGUCUACUAUUUGACCAUUGAUGACAUCAUCAAGAGGGCACACAUUGCAACAGGAAACGGUGGACGUGAAACAAUGAAUUGCAAUCUUGGGGCAAAGUAUGCCAAUAUUACAAAAGAAGCUCUUAAAUUAUUCAAGUCCUAUUGCAUCACAUGCCAAGAAAAGAGGAAGCGAAAUAAGACUGCCGGGGUUGUUGCGAAGUCCCUCUUGAGCAGUGAAUUCAACUCCCGUGGCCAAAUUGACCUUGUGGAUAUGCAGUCAUUGCCUCAGGCUCAGUUCAAGUGGCUCAUGGUCUACCGGUGCCACCUCACCAAGUUUGUCAUACCUCGAACACUUACAAUAAAGAGAGAUGCUGAAGUUGCCUUUCAGUUGCUUGACAUAUUCCUUCUCUUUGGAGCUCCUGCCAUACUACCAAGUGGCAAUGGUUCUGAAUUCACAGCUAAAGUCAUCUCAGAGUUGAAAGAACAUUGA
Molecule: messenger RNA, 540 nt
Organism: Penaeus indicus
Lineage: Eukaryota; Metazoa; Arthropoda; Malacostraca; Decapoda; Penaeidae
Product: KRAB-A domain-containing protein 2-like
Exons: 1
Coding region: 1-540 (179 amino acids)
Biological process (GO): DNA integration
Molecular function (GO): nucleic acid binding
Source: RefSeq, a predicted model, not a curated record